Pistacia vera is the source of this 1368-nucleotide messenger RNA. RefSeq names its product probable purine permease 10. Gene Ontology annotation, cellular component: membrane. Lineage: Eukaryota; Viridiplantae; Streptophyta; Magnoliopsida; Sapindales; Anacardiaceae. The record is from RefSeq and is a predicted model, not a curated record. The transcript has 2 exons. Bases 244 to 1269 code for a protein of 341 amino acids. Gene Ontology annotation, molecular function: purine nucleoside transmembrane transporter activity.
UCAUUCGUGUAUAAAUAUAUAUACUCUCUCUCUCUAUCUACUCUUUGCUUAUUAGUAUAGUCUUUUCCAGACUUCUUUUAUCUUCCCCACAUGGGAGAAACUCAGGAACUGCAACUCCAAAUCAUGGUUAAUCUUUUCCAUGCAUAAUUCUUUCCAGUUCAGGAAGCUAAAGAUGGAAACCCAAUUGAGCUCAGUGUUACCAACCAAGGAACAGUACAACACUCGAGAAACUAUCAACGGUGGAUGAGAAUAGCCUUGCAUACAUUCUUUGUUCUCUCCGGCCAGACAGUGGCUACUCUCCUGGGAAGACAAUACUAUGACAAAGGAGGCAAUAGCAAAUGGAUGGCAACACUUGUGCAACUCGCCGGCUUCCCGAUUCUCCUUCCUUACUACUGCAUUCCGCCACCAAAAAUUUCCAACACAAGUAGUAAUCAAACAACCCCGCCGCAUUCUUUCCUUAUCCUUGCUUCUGUGUAUUUCUUCCUUGGCCUACUUGUAGCUGCUGAUUGCUUUCUGUAUUCAGUUGGGUUGUUAUACCUGCCGGUUUCAACUUAUUCCCUCAUUUGCGCAUCCCAGUUGGCCUUCAAUUCGUUCUUCUCCUUCUUCCUUAAUAAGCAGAAGUUCACUCCAUUCAUAAUCAAUUCUUUAGUCCUUCUCACCAUCUCUUCCACACUCCUGGUUUUCCAGAACGACUCUGAGAACACCACAGGAGUGUCGAAAGGAAAGUAUGUAAUUGGAUUCGUAUGCACAGUUGGAGCAUCUGCUGGAUAUGGACUUGUGCUUUCGCUCACACAACUCGCCUUCAACAAGGUUCUGAAGAAGGAAACGUUUACAGUAAUCAUGGAUAUGAUAGUGUAUACGAGUUUAUUUGCGAGCUGUGCUACAUUGGUGGGACUUUUUGCGAGCAAAGAAUUUUUGAGUAUAAAGACAGAGAUGGAAGCAUACAAGUUAGGGAAGAUUUCAUAUGUGAUGAAUUUGGUUUGGACUGCUAUAUCUUGGCAAGUGUUUAGUAUUGGUGCAGUGGGAUUGAUCUUCGAGACGUCUUCUCUGUUCUCCAAUGCCAUAAGUGUACUGGGUUUGCCUUUAGUUCCAGUUCUAGCUGUGGUAUUUUUUCAUGACAAAAUGGGUGGCAUCAAGGUGAUUGCCAUGCUGUUGGCUUUAUGGGGCUUUCUCUCAUUUGUUUACCAGCACUAUCUUGACGACUGUAAGUCCAAGAAUGAGAAGAGAAAAGCUGAUGAAGUUGUUCAAGCCUCUAAUGGGAGUCAAUAGUUGAAUGGAAAAGAAUUCUCAGGACCAACCAACUAUAGAUGUAAGAUUUACAAGUUCUUUGUGUUGAUCUCAACGAAAUUGUAAUAUUUUUGAAAAAAA